AACACUAACAAUCGUUCCGCUUCUUUUCUUGUCUAAGUCUUCCCUCAUCCCAGAGAGAGAGAGAGAGAGAGAGAUGUGUUCUCUGGAGAAGCGCGGCCGGAUUUGGAUCCUCACGCUCGGUGGUGACGACGAGCACCGCCUGAGCCCCGACGUCCUGGACUCUAUCAAAUCCGCCCUCGACCGGAUUCGAUCGGAAUCCUCUUCGGGCUCUGCGCUCGUCACCACCAGCACCGGCAAGUUCUUCUCCAAUGGAUUCGACCUCGCCUGGGCGCGUUCGGGGCCGUCGUCUGCCGCCUCCUUUCAGCAACGCCUCAACCUCAUGGUCGACAAGCACCGAUCCAUCGUCGCCUCCCUGGUUUCCCUCCCGAUGCCGACGAUCGCCGCCAUCACCGGCCACGCCGCGGCCGGCGCCUUCAUGCUGGCGCUCGCCCACGACUACAUCGUGAUGCGGAGGGACCGAGGAUUCCUUUACAUGAGCGAGCUCGACAUCGGGCUUCCGUUCGUAGACUACAUGAUGGCGCUUAUCCGGGCGAAGUCGCCGUCUCCGGCCGUGCUCCGGGACAUCGUCCUUCGGUCACGGCGGUUCACCGCCGGAGAGGCCUUGGAUGCAAGGAUCAUUCAGGUUGCCGCGGCGGACUCCGGUGAGGCUGUGGCGGAGGCGGUCCGGCUGGCAGAAGAUCUGGCGGGACGGGGUUGGGACGGGAAGGUAUACGCGUCAAUCCGGACGGCGGCGUUCCCGGAGCUCGCUGGAGGCUUAGGGCUGGUGAUCGGCAUCGCGAAGAAAACAACUUCAAGGCUUUGAUAAUGGGAUCAAUGGUUGCCGUUUGUCUUUAUAGCCACAAAACUCUCUUGCGAACACAAGGUAAUGCCGAUUUUUCUGAAGAAUAAUACUUAUCGGUGAAAUGGCUACAUGUAUUUUUGGCAAAUAAUUUAGGGGCCGUUUGAUGGCCUUAUUUCUGGAAAUAUAUUUCUGGAAAUAUAAGAAAUGGAAAAAUGAAAUGAGAAAAAUAUUUCCAAUUCCAAUUUUGGUGUGUGUGUGAUGACUCAGAAAUAUAUUUCCGAUUCUAUA
Nymphaea colorata (pocket water lily) is the source of this 1069-nucleotide messenger RNA. RefSeq names its product enoyl-CoA delta isomerase 2, peroxisomal-like. The coding region runs from base 74 to 802 and encodes 242 amino acids. The transcript has a single exon. NCBI's taxonomy places the organism in Eukaryota, Viridiplantae, Streptophyta, Magnoliopsida, Nymphaeales, Nymphaeaceae. Gene Ontology annotation, cellular component: peroxisome. Gene Ontology annotation, molecular function: enoyl-CoA hydratase activity; delta(3)-delta(2)-enoyl-CoA isomerase activity. Gene Ontology annotation, biological process: fatty acid beta-oxidation. The record is from RefSeq and is a predicted model, not a curated record.